Oreochromis niloticus (Nile tilapia) is the source of this 1635-nucleotide messenger RNA. RefSeq lists its product as uncharacterized. Bases 49 to 537 code for a protein of 162 amino acids. NCBI's taxonomy places the organism in Eukaryota, Metazoa, Chordata, Actinopteri, Cichliformes, Cichlidae. The transcript is spliced from 4 exons. The record is from RefSeq and is a predicted model, not a curated record. Gene Ontology annotation, biological process: regulation of apoptotic process.
UAGCCAACUCUUCCUCGCUCUUGGGCCUGCUUAUAGUUAGUCAUAGCUAUGGCGCCGGCUGAAAAAAAUGUAGAGUGGCAAACGCAAAAGAUAAUUGAAUGCCUGUUUGACGACGAGGACAGUGUGAAGUCCCGUGUGUUAGAUUGUCAUUUGGAGACUGACAGUCCAGGAGAUGAAAACGAUUUUGACCCGGUUAUAAUCGCUGAUAAACUGAGAGCUGUCGCCGAUGCCCUGAAUGAGGACCCCAAUUUUAAAAAAGCAUUAGAUGAGCUGAAGAAAACCGCAGCGACAGAGGCUACAGAGGCUGCAUUUGAACGUGGCGUGGAGCUCCUGUGUAAGAGUCAUGUCGCUCAGAACGCUGACAUUGCUCCAGAGAUGCAGCUGAUCCAGGCCUCAGCAGCUAUUGGACUUUAUCUGAAAAAAUCAUACCCAGAGAUGAAAGAGACUGUCAAGACAGCCAUGGCUUCAUUCCUCAAGAAUCGGGUGGGCAAAUGGCUCACUGAGAAAGGUGGAUGGGGCAAAGUUGCACCUGUUUGAGACUAAAUCCAGCCAAACCAACCUCAUAGAGCUCUACAAUCAAACUGGGUAUUAAUUUCUUAAAUGUCUGUUCAGGGAUUUGCUAUUACACAGGCAGACAUGUUAUCACACACUAAGCCUGUUUAUUAUAUGAGAAGAGAGGGGGGGGAAAAAACAGAACACUUUCUUAUUCAAGUUCCUGUUUGGCUGAGCCCAUGUAGUGAUUCUUGGCUUUAUAUAUGGUGAUAAAAUAAUUGUAUUACUUGAAAUGCUCUCCCUGAAUGGGUUAAUAAAUAAGGGGCAAAUAAUAUAAAAAUAUGAUACUAGUGGAUCUUCACUACAUCAUGAUCUUAAGGGAGAUUCUUUUGAGUAAUCAGUGGGGUAGCCUCUAAUCAUGUCUAUUUAUUGUCUAAGUGCUGUCUUUUGGGAGGCUCUAGCAUCUCUCAGUAAGGUGAAAAUGAUUAGAUUAAUUAGCAUUAUUUAAUAAGUUUAGGUGUCUUUUGAAUUCUUAAUGGGGAAAACCCUUCCUAAAAAAGGGAUUUGUCCCUUUUGCAAAACCCAGCAUGUUAAGAUUUCAUACUCAUUACAUUUUGCUAUUUUUGAUCGAGCUCUAAAUUCAGGUGUUUGAAAACAGUUUAGUAAAAUGCAGGUAGUCUAACAUAUCUUGAGCCAUCAGAUGAUGAAGAACCUGCUGUCAGGUUGUUUUGUUUAUGUCUGCAUUUUAUUUAAUAUUUUUCACGAUGACACAUUUGCACUGGGAAAAACUGAACAACUUCAAACGUAGGUACACACACGUUGCCAUUAGGGAUGUGCCAAUUUUAUUAAAAUAUUAAUUUGUAUGUCAGCUGGUAAAACAUGUUUUAUUUUCUUAUUUGUUUCUUCUAAAUGACUCUUAAGUCUUCAGCGAUUAACAAAUUUAUGAGACCACCACCCAUGGUAAGGUUUAUACCACAGCUGCCCUAAAAUAACAGUAGUGGUAUUUAGUUAAAUUUAAUGGUUAAUCCAACAUUAUGGACAAGGGUUUUAAUUGAAAUUAUAUUUCUAAUGCUAAAGUGUAAUUCAUGUUAUCCAUGAAUUUUCAAAUUUGCUGUUUUACAAAAAAUCUGAAACAAUAGUAAA